Molecule: messenger RNA, 3224 nt
Organism: Nycticebus coucang (slow loris)
Lineage: Eukaryota; Metazoa; Chordata; Mammalia; Primates; Lorisidae
Gene: MARCHF10
Product: membrane associated ring-CH-type finger 10
Exons: 14
Coding region: 451-2892 (813 amino acids)
Molecular function (GO): zinc ion binding
Source: RefSeq, a predicted model, not a curated record
GGGCCUCGCGGCCGGCGAGCACAGCCCGCGGCGGUCCUCCUGUCAGCGGCGGCGCAGGGGCCGGCUCUCGCCCCUCAGCUCGGCGGCGGUGGCAGGCGCCUUGCUCCGCCUCGCGCGGCACAGCCAGGAGUACCAGAAAACCAGAUAGAAGACGUGAAUCUACAUUUGUUGAGUGUCCGACAUUAUGUGAGAGAUAAGAUCUUCCUUCAUCACCGUGGCUGGAGUGCAGUGGCCUGCACUCAUAGCUCACUACGGUCCCAAACUCCUGGCCUUAAGUGAUCCUAUUGUCCUGGUCUCCCAAGGCAUGUUAGAAUAUCAAGCUGCCUCUCAAAAUCCAGGUGGGAGACUGCUCCACACCAUGUGAGUGUUGACAGGAUUACACGUCUCUAGCACUUUCUCCAUCAGCCCUGUCCUGGGAAAGAGGCUGUGUCUGGUCGGGAAUUAAGAAUCAUGUUGCAUGAAGCAAGGGACAGGCAGAAGUUUGUCAGCGAUGUCCAAUAUCUGCGAGACAUGCAGCAUAAGGUGGACUCCGAGUAUCAGGCUUGUUUGAGACGACAAGAACACAGAAAAGACCCAAAUGAGAAGAAACGAGAUCACUUUUGGGGGCUGGAGUCCAGUUCUGAGAGAUCCCGCUUCUCAAGCGGGUCAUCUUCCAAACAGAGUUCUAAUGAAGAAGAUCCUCAUACUGAACCAAGAUCACCAGUCAAGACAAGUUCAAGUAAGUGCGAUUCCAGACUUCCAGCAAUUGACCAAACAUCAGUCAAGCAGAAACACAAAAGUACCAUGACCAUGACCCUAAGACAGACAGACAAAGUGGUCCCCAGCAAACCCUCUUCAGCAGCCCAGGCACCAAAGAUUUUGUCAAAGAAGAGGAGGCCAAACCUAGAGAGAUUGGCAAUCAGCCCAGAAUUGCACAGCCCAAGAGCAUCUGGGGACAAAAGCAGACAGAAACCACAGUUGCCGGCAAAGGCACCAGCUCUCAGGGGAGCAGAUCCAGCAGUUCAACAAGAAGGACCCAUGUGGGCAGGUGACACUAAGCUGAAGAGGCCAACUCGAGAGAGAAGAAACUUAGUCCCAUCCUCACAGCUGGUGAUGACUGACAGCCCUCCUGAGAGAGCCAGUAAAAAGGACCUGAGUCCUCUUUCCCAGAGCGAGACCCAUUCCACCCUGUCCCAGGCCUUCCAAGGAACAAACAGUCCUCAAGUGUUGAGCAAGUCCUUGGGGCCACCACUCACACCCACCAACGUGGGAGGGCCAAGAAGGGCACCAUUUAGGUUCAGAGAUGAAGACUUUUAUUCCAUUUUAUCAUUAAACACUGGGAGAGAAAAUGAUGACACUGAAGAGGAAACCCACAUGGAAGAAGAGCUGCUGGUGGUUGGCAUGCACUCACCCCGUUCUCCUUCCAAUCCUGUGAGAAGUAGAUUUUGGGGGACGUCAGCCACUCAGGCCAAAAAUAAAGCUUUUGAAGAAAGUGCUGAAAAAAAUGGCAGAGAUAAUUCUCUAAGAAGAUGUGAGCCCAAUCAUGGUUCAUUAAGAAUAGGUAAUGCCAUGGAGCCAGUGACAAAGCCGCCUUCUGUUGUGCAAAAGUUGUUCCAAGACUCUGAGCUGCUUCCCGGGAAGUCCGCUAAAGAGAACGACAGCAGCGGCAGGGAAAAUAAGACUUUUCCUUCAUGGGACCCCAAAUCCAAACCCAGACAAGAUGAUGGUCUCAAUGCUGAAAAUAUAUCUAGUGAUUGUAUUUCUAUGGAAGAUAGGGCUGGUGCCCAUGAUUAUGAAAGAGAUUGGCAAGACUAUUUAAACAGUUCUAGAAAUUCUCUUGACUGCUUUCUUUCUGAUAGACCAAUAGCUCCAAGAUCAUCAAUGAAUUCGUUUAACACUCCUGCGUCAUUAACACAUGUUCCUCUGAGAAAUGAUAUUCCAGGAGACUUGUCAAUGUCAUCGACCUUAGUUCACAGUUCAGACUCAGAGGGAAACCCAAGGUUUAAUAUUCGCCGACCACUUUCCCCCAUUAGAAACAGGAAUUCAUUUGCCAAUACUGAAAACCACAAUUAUUUUCCAGUAAACAGUACGCCUGAAUUUGAUGUUGGGGGAGCAGAAGAUAUUACUUUAAGAAGCCGACUUCAGAGGGCUCCUCUGUACCCAGAUGAUUUUUUACUAAAUCCACAAAGCAAUUUGUCCUUAGUGAAUUCUUCCAACUCCUCUCCACCAGGAAUGAGCAUACAAGCCCAUUUGCAUGUGCCUGGGUCCCUGCAAGAAAAUAUACCAUUUACUUUCUUUGCAGUGUCAGAUUUCCCAAAUCAAAAUGAUCAUGGGAACAUAAUGGCAUCUUUUGGUUACACAGAUGGACAAGAGACCACUAAGAUAAAGACAGACCCUGUGAAACUCAAGAAAUUGCAAGAAAGUCUCCUGGAGGAGGACUCCGAGGAGGAAGGAGACUUGUGUCGCAUCUGUCAGAUAGCUGGGGGUUCCCCAAGCAACCCCCUCCUGGAGCCCUGUGGCUGUGUGGGAAGCCUGAAGUUUGUUCAUCAGGAGUGCCUGAAAAAGUGGCUGAAAGUGAAAAUAACAUCAGGAGCAGAUCUUGGCACUGUGAAGACCUGUGAGAUGUGUAAACAAAGCCUGCUGGUCGACCUGGAUGACUUUAAUAUGACUGACUUCUACCAGAAGCAUCAGCAGUCCCAGGCACAAAAUGAGCUGAUGAAUUCAGGCUUGUACCUGGUACUGCUCCUUCACCUCUAUGAGCAGAGGUUUGCAGAAUUCACGAGACUCAACUACAGCUGGUUCGCAAGAGAGAGGUUGUCAAGAAAUUACUCACAACCCAGAUCGGAAGAAAAUGAAAGUUCUGAGUUGGGAGAUGGAAAGGAAAGCAGCAUUUCUCAAAGCCGGGUCGUCUAGCAAGAGAGCUGGCUGUGGAGCUCAGCAGAGACCUCUCGAUGCAGCCAUCCCUUUUAUGUCCCCAUGUGCCCACCUCCCUCCUUCUCUUUACUGAAACUGAAACCAAUGUGUUCACAGUCACCAUUUUCACCUUGUGCUACUUUCUUGUGGGGAUCUAGCUUGAGCAUCUACGGGCAACAACAGUGACCAGUCCAGUCCCAGACAGCUCAGGUCAAGCAGCCCAGAAGCCCAAGGGGACCCAGGAGCCCUGGUGGGCCCAGUGGCCUGGUGUCCCACUGCUGAGGGCACCUGUCAGGCCUCACUCCACCCAGAGUGGAAGGGAGCCGUGCAUU